AUGAUGAUUUGUCGUACCUCUUGUAAGCUUUUGCGUGGCGGUGAUCUUCUUCAUUUAAUUAGAAAAAGAUUCAGCAGCAGCAGCAGCAGCAGCUCUGAGAUAACGAGCUCGAAUUAUUCAUUUACAGAGGCACGUUGUAUGCAACAUUGGCGUAAAAAUUGGGAAAGCGAGAGGAGAAAUCGACUAACAUCGAGCACUUUUGCUCAAGCGAUUGGGUUUUGGCCUAACCGUAGAGUCCAACUCUGGCUAGAGAAAAUCGGAGCGUCAGAGCCAUUUUCAGGCAACGCAGCCACGUGUUGGACCAAGAUCAAAGAAGUCGAAGCACUCAAUAGAUACCACGAACUAACAGGACACGUCCUUCACUUACCUGAAUUCGUAGCUUCAGAGAAAGAAGAAGAAGAUAACUGGUUAGGAGCUUCUCCUGAUGGAGUCAUCGACGUUGUUAGAGAUGGGUUUUGCUCAGAAGGUGUGCUUGAGGUGAAAUGUCCGUUUUACGCUUAUCCGUGGAAGAAAGUUCCUUGGCAUUAUGUUCCGCAAGCUCAGGGAUUGAUGGAGAUUAUGGAUAGAGAUUGGUUUGAUUUGUAUUGUUGGACUGUUAAUGGGAGUAGUUUGUUUAGGAUUGAGAGAGAUUCUGCGUUUUGGGGAGAAAUGAGAGUAACGCUUGUUGAUUUCUGGGAGAAACAUGUUGUCCCUGGGAGAGACAAGUUUAAUGAUAGCUCUGUUGUAAUUACAGAUCCUUUGGUGGAACUGAUGGAGUUUGUGCCUGAAUCUAGACAUGAACGUUGUAAUCAUAUUUUGCGUGGGACUGAGAGGAUUAUGGAUAACUCUAAGCGCUUGUUUUAUGAAAUUAAUGGACAGAUUUUAGAUUGA
Molecule: messenger RNA, 870 nt
Organism: Microthlaspi erraticum
Lineage: Eukaryota; Viridiplantae; Streptophyta; Magnoliopsida; Brassicales; Brassicaceae
Source: the annotation of a GenBank genome assembly